Molecule: messenger RNA, 1797 nt
Organism: Arabis nemorensis
Lineage: Eukaryota; Viridiplantae; Streptophyta; Magnoliopsida; Brassicales; Brassicaceae
Source: the annotation of a GenBank genome assembly
AUGGGUGAUUUAUUGAGCGGCGAUGAUGAAGAUUACUACUACUCCGAUCAGGAGUCUCUCGACGGGCUUGAUAAUGAAGAAUCCUGUUUGCAGCCUCUUUCUUCCAAAGCAAAUACCGCAAAGGUGAUUACGAAGGAAUCGCUUUUGGCGGCACAGAGGGAGGAUUUGCGACGAGUGAUGGAAUUGUUAUCGAUUAAGGAGCAUCAUGCUCGGACUCUUCUUAUUCAUUACAGGUGGGAUGUGGAGAAUUUGUUUGCUGUGCUUGUUGAGAAAGGGAAAGAUAGCUUGUUUUCUAGUGCUGGUCUUGCAGUUGUUGAAAAUCAACGUUGUGGUGCUUCUUCCUUUUCUCAUUCUUCGGUGAUGAGUUGUGAUAUCUGCAUAGAGGAUGUACCCGGUAAUCAGAUGACAAGAAUGGAUUGUGGCCAUUGCUUUUGCAAUACUUGUUGGGCUGGGCAUUUUACUGUAAAGAUAAAUGAAGGUCAGAGCAAAAGGAUUAGAUGCAUGGCUCAUAAAUGCAAUUCUAUUUGUGAUGAAGAUGUUGUCAAGACUCUGGUUAGUAAAAGCCAACCUCAUUUAGCUGAGAAGUUUGACCGUUUUCUUCUUGAGUCAUACAUUGAAGAUAACAAAAUGGUGAAGUGGUGUCCAAGCACUCCACAUUGUGGUAGUGCAAUACGUGUUGAGGAUGAUGAGCUGUGUGAGGUUGAAUGCUCUUGUGGUUUUCAGUUCUGUUUCAGUUGUUCUUCUCAAGCCCACUCCCCUUGCUCUUGCUUGAUGUGGGAGCUAUGGAAGAAGAAAUGCCAAGAUGAGUCCGAGACAGUUAAUUGGAUAACUGUUCACACAAAGCCGUGUCCCAAAUGUUACAAACCCGUUGAAAAGAAUGGUGGGUGCAAUCUUGUGACUUGUAUCUGUGGACAGUCUUUUUGUUGGUUGUGUGGUGGAGCUACUGGAAGGGAUCACACUUGGUCUAGUAUUGCGGGUCAUAGUUGUGGUCGGUAUCAAGAAGACAAAGAGAAACAGAUGGAGAGAGCAAAAAGGGAUCUUUACCGGUAUAUGCAUUACCAUAACCGGUACAAAGCACAUAUCGAUUCCGCCAAGCUCGAGGAUAAACUUAGUGAUACUAUCCGUGAAAAGGUGUCAAUUUCAGAAAAGAGGCAAUUACAACUUAAAGAUUUCAGCUGGGUUACCAAUGGACUCCACCGGUUAAUUAGAUCAAGACGAGUUCUUUCAUAUUCAUACCCUUUUGCAUUCUACAUGUUUGGAGAGGAGCUGUUCAAAGAUGAGAUGAGCUCUGAGGAAAGAGAAAUAAAACAAAAUCUGUUUGAGGAUCAGCAGCAGCAGCUUGAGGCUAAUGUUGAGAAACUUUCGAAGUUCUUGGAGGAGCCCUUUGAUCAAUUUGCUGAUGAAAAAGUCAUGGAGAUAAGGAUUCAAAUCAUCAAUUUGUCAGUUGCGGUUGAUACCCUUUGCAAAAAAAUGUACGAAUGCAUCGAAAACGACUUGCUGGGUUCUCUGCAACUUGGCAUCCACAACAUUGCCCCAUACAGAUCAAAAGGCAUAGAACGAGCAUCUGACUUUUAUAGUUCACGGAAUUCCGAAGAACCUGUUGGUGAAUUAUGCCAACCUUCUGAUUGUGGUACAAGUGGAUGGACUUCCGGGUUUGAUCAAGCUUUGGGGUCAGCAAACUCAGAGGAGACAAGUUGCUCUUCCAGGAAACGUCCGAGAAAAGACGGAAGUUACAGCAACACCCAAACCAGCUUACUGGAUUUAAAUUUGCCAGCAGAAGUCACUGAACGGAAAUGA